AUGAUAAAAUUCCAUAAAAAUAAAGACAAAAACUUAUUCGUGGAAAAUUUAAAUAAGUUGAAGACUCUUGAAGGCGAUUUUGGAAAUAUCCAUGUCAAACGAGAUUUAAAUAAAGAAGAAAGAUUGGAAAGGAAGAUUGGAUUGGAAAGUCCAGGAUACAGAGGUAUAUUUUUCUACACGAGGAUUGGAAUUAAUUCGACUGAACUUGAUUUAGGCAUACCCUUUAAAGAAUAUAUAUGCAUAAAAAUUGAGAGUUGUUCACUGGAGUUACUGUUUUUGGUGAUAUACAGAAGUCCUAAUUCAGAUAUUUACAAUAAUGAACAGUUGUUUGCCAUAUUAAAGUCAAUUUUUGGCUUGAAAGGAUUAAAAAUAGUGAUUGGAGAUUUCAAUAUGAUUAAGGGUGCCACUAGAUACAGGGCUAGUCAAACACAAAAUCUUCUACAUCUGUUAUUAGUUCAAUAUGAAAAUAUCAUCAAAGAGCCGAAGGAGGAAAUUGGAUAUGCAGGAGUGCCAUGUAACAGAGAGUUGCAGCAGUCGAAUCGAGAUAAUACAAGACAGCGUGCUAGCGUGGAGGCCAUUUCAACUGUCAGGAAAGGUCAUAGACCAAAUAAUGUAGUAGCAUAUUUUGAUGAGAGCAGAGGUGUGAGCUUUGAAAAUUUCGAGCAUUUAGUUGAAGGAAAUUAA
Molecule: messenger RNA, 684 nt
Organism: Helobdella robusta
Lineage: Eukaryota; Metazoa; Annelida; Clitellata; Rhynchobdellida; Glossiphoniidae
Exons: 5
Coding region: 1-684 (227 amino acids)
Source: RefSeq, a predicted model, not a curated record